Messenger RNA from Oryzias latipes (Japanese medaka), 1097 nucleotides. It is a transcript of the gene edf1, whose product is annotated as endothelial differentiation-related factor 1. Gene Ontology annotation, cellular component: nucleus. Lineage: Eukaryota; Metazoa; Chordata; Actinopteri; Beloniformes; Adrianichthyidae. Gene Ontology annotation, molecular function: DNA binding. The record is from RefSeq and is a predicted model, not a curated record.
CUGCUUCGCUACUGUUAAUAUCUUGUUUUUAAAUAAAGUUUUGGCAGAACGUUGGUGAUAAUUCUGGAAGGAGUUGCCCGCUAAGGUGUCUCUACGUCCAAUCUCUGACUCUUCGCUCGACUUUUAUUCGUUUUUUUUCAUCGACAUUUUAUUCGCGUGCUCCGGAAAAGAUGGCAGAAAGCGACUGGGACACAGUAACUGUUCUGAGGAAGAAGGGCCCCACUGCUGCCCAGGCCAAAUCCAAGCAGGCUAUCAGUGCUGCUCAGAGACGUGGGGAGGAAGUCGAGACGACCAAGAAAUGGGCUGCGGGGCAGAACAAGCAACACCUCGUGACGAAAAACACGGCCAAACUGGACAGGGAGACGGAGGAGCUCCACCACGAGCGCGUCCCGCUGGAAGUGGGGAAGGUCAUCCAGCAGGGCCGGCAGGCCAAAGGUCUGACCCAGAAAGACCUCGCCACUAAAGUAAACGAGAAACCUCAAAUCAUCGCAGACUAUGAGAGUGGCAAAGCAAUACCAAACAACCAGGUCAUGGGUAAAAUCGAGCGAGUGAUCGGUAUGAAGCUGCGAGGGAAGGACAUUGGCCUACCGCUCGAAGCGAAACCCAAGCAGAAAUGAUCACAAAGCCUCGAAAUCAGCCCCCCCUUACCAAAAUAUGUCCCUCUUCCAACCCCCUCUUCCAUAUAAAAGCUUGUUCCCAUCCUUCUCCUUACCCGGGCUGAUCUCACCGGAGUCCUGCCCCCUGCUGGAGGACCCGGUGCCGCACUGCAGCGCAGCAGCUGCAUGCUAACAUCUAAAACACUGUUGACCACAAAUUUCUGAAUGCAUCAUAAACAUGAAGUUAAUUUCUUUAUGUUUGUGUCGAUUUUGGCGCGACAAGCUCUCACUUUUGUCCCAGUGAUGGUAAACGCUGAAAAAGGUGAAUGUGCAGUCGUGACCAAAGUAGUAAGACUAACGUGAGAUCAGAGCAUGAAAAACCAGAAGUGCUUGAAUUCAUUUUUUUUCUCACACUUUGAGACAACGAGUGGAUGUUAUUAUAGUGUUGUUUUAAAGCUGUGCUUGGUUUUGAUCGAAAAUAAUAAAGUUUCUCAGUUCAAG